Messenger RNA from Penicillium cataractarum, 2202 nucleotides. RefSeq lists its product as uncharacterized. Bases 1 to 2202 code for a protein of 733 amino acids. The transcript is spliced from 2 exons. Lineage: Eukaryota; Fungi; Ascomycota; Eurotiomycetes; Eurotiales; Aspergillaceae. Gene Ontology annotation, molecular function: lipid binding. The record is from RefSeq and is a predicted model, not a curated record.
AUGCCCUCCGAAACAGACCCCCUCCUCCCGCGAUACGACGACGAAACCGCCCGCCAGCGCCGUCUCCACCAAAAGCUACACACCUACCAGAUGCUCCGCGCCAUGGCCGAAGGCUACAUGCCCUCCACCGAGCAAACCAUCGCCAACCUGCGGACCCUGUUAGCGUCGGACCUGUUGAAUCUGCGUAAUCAGGAUAUCGGGUCCGUGGGGAGGUUGCUGGUGCGCGAUGCAAGGCUGUGGAUCACAGUGUUGAUUGAGUUUCUGCGGGAGAAGAACGAGGGCGAUUUGUUGCAGGAGUUUUUGUGGAGGUUGGCUCGGUCCAGGGUGGAGGUUGAUGCUGGGCGGGUCGGGGGGAGUGCUAGGCGCGUGAAGGCGCGGGCGGAUGCUAAAGCUGCAUAUGAUAGCUUUCGCACGGUUGGCAGUUUACUUCUGACGAAUGCGGAUUUUCGUCUCUUCGUCGACGACGUUGCUACUGUUGGUCGCCAGAUCUUUGCCGAUACCGCGGCUUCACUGUCCGAGACCUCGAAACAGGUCGCUGAGCAGGUGCAGCCGUCGGAGGAAGAGACAAGAGCUUUGCAAGGAGCUGGCGCGGACGAGGGACAGGAGUUAUCCCGCGAGGAAUUGAAGGAAGAAGUCGCGAAUGUGGUUGAUAUCACGGGUAAGGGGGUUGCACGGACAGAGCAAGCAGCUAUAGAAAGUGCAAAAGAGCAUCUAUCAGGUCAAGAACGGGAUACACUGUUGUACCGAUUGAAGCAAGCUGUCUCGAAGCUCCGCGAACGAACCGACUACACAGAUUCUGUUUCGACUAUCACGCAGUUGAUCCAGCGCUAUGCGGCGAUAUACGCCACUGCUGCGGAAAAUACAGCCGCAGCGGCGCAGGAAGAUAUCGAGGCGAACGAGGACUUCAAAAAAGCGGUUGAUCACUUCUGGAAGUUGCUACGUCUGUUUGGGGACGCUAAGGAGUGGGAUAGACUCAAGGAGAAGUUCCAUGAUGUCUUGCGCCAUGCUGAGAAAGAUCCCGAGUUUGAGCGCUUGAUGGGGGACGUCACUGGCUCGCUAAAAGACAUGCUUACCGACCCGGCAUUCUUUGACUCGGCAUCUGAGAAGCUUGACGAGUUGCAGCAGCAGUCGGAGAAGGUGGGCUCUGAAACUGGGAUUCGCAAGGAUAUGGAUGAGCUCUUGGUUCAAGCGAAGCGGACCCUGCGGAGUGUUCCUGCAGACAACGAGGUUUCUAAACUGGUCAAUGCGACUAAAAAGCUACACCACGAUGCAUACAAUGCCUACAAAGAUAACAAGGCUGAUAUCCCCGUUGACAUUGCGAAUCUCUUCCUUCCUAUGGUCCUGCGCAUGAUCCAGUACAUUCCCAUCCCCCGACUGGAAGUGUCCGCGCCGGAGAUGGACCUGCUGCUGGAGAAUCUUAUCCUUGAACCCGGCCGGACAGUCAAUUUCUCAUCAUUCCUACCAUACCGCAUCAACCUGCUCACACGCAAUGAGAUUGACAUUGUGAAAAAGCAUGCCAAGCGUACAGACACUACUAUCAAGACGGCCUUCACAUUAAACAUCCAAGGCUUAAACCUCAGCGCCCAAGACUUCGGGUACUGGCUACGCACACACGCCGGCCUAUUCUUCCACUUCAAAGACGAAGGAAUAGCCAGCUUCUACCUCGACCGCCGAGGCAUCGAUAUCUCCCUCGACGUUGAAGUAGGCCGCGGCCGCCUCGAUCAAAUCUUCUCUCUACACGGUGUCCGUGUCCGCAUCCACAAGCUCGACUACAAAGUCUCCCAAAGCAAAUGGAAGUUCCUCCUAUGGCUGACAAAGCCCUUCCUAAAACACCUUGUCCGGCGUGUCCUCGAGAAGAAAAUCGCCGAGGAGAUUGUUUCAGCUGCCUUUGCGCUGAAUCGCGAGCUGGUCUUUGCUAGAGAACGACUUCGUGCGGCUCGUAUUGCGAACCCGCAGGAUUUGGCGACGUUUGUGCGUGCUGUUCUUGCACGGCUGCGGCCUGCUGAUUCGGAUGUGGAGGCUCGGGUUGCUGUGGAGCCGCCGAAGAGUGGUGUUUUCAAGGGUGUUUAUGCGCCUGGGAGUAUUGUCAAGACUUGGCAUGAGCAGGCUACUGCUGCCCAGGAGGCGAUUGACGAUGGGGAUGAAACGCACGGUGUGGGAUACACAUGGCGUAAUGAGAUUUUUAAUGUUGCAGGGGCUUAG